Laccaria bicolor S238N-H82 is the source of this 550-nucleotide messenger RNA. RefSeq lists its product as uncharacterized. The transcript has 2 exons. Lineage: Eukaryota; Fungi; Basidiomycota; Agaricomycetes; Agaricales; Hydnangiaceae. Bases 183 to 464 code for a protein of 93 amino acids. The record is from RefSeq and is a predicted model, not a curated record.
AUCUUACCCGUCUUUCCUAGGUCCACCAUGGCUCGCACGACCGGCCACUUGCAUCCCUUCGCGCAUCGACUCACGAAGGCACACUCGCACGGACAUUGAUCAUCUGAUCGGUUGCGCCCAGCCCUGUGGCUCUUCGGUCGUUAUCCUCUACUCGUUGCUCAGAACUUUUCAGCUACCCCCCAAUGGCUCCAAUCUCUGCCCAUAAUACGAGCAAUCGUUGUCUCUGGAGUCAGCGUUCACACCGCGUAGAAUCUCCAUCGUGCGUAUCCAUCCGCAGCUCGUCGUCGCCAUGGGCUGCCGCAACCUCGCACAUACAAAUGUACCCAUCGUUGAGUGGGCUCUUCAGAUUGAGGUUGAGUCGAAGAAUUGGAACGGCAUCAAUAUGCACGCGACCUGUCGUGACAUUCGAAUAUGUUACUUGUAAUGGAGCGAUAACGUAUAAUCAUAACACUCCCCCAACUUGACUGCGUAGCUAGACCCAUUGAUUGAUACUCACAUUCUACCCACAACUAGCACAAUGUCAAUCGUAAUUUCAUUAUUUCCGAGAACA